UAGCCUUCACUUAUUCCCUUCCCCUCCUUUCGUCAUUACAAGUUUCACCCCCAUCUUUUAAUCAACAUCCCUUUCUUUCCGAAUUAUUUCUAUACUUCUCCUUGGUAUACUACUACAUACCUCCGUCCCUUAUCAACGCUCCCCGUCUCCAACUCUUACUGUCAACACCGCCAUCACCAUCACCAUGCAUAAGCCUUCACUGGCCCAAAUAGUGCACAGCACAUUAUUUCCGCGCCCGCGCGCGAGUGACCCGGCUACAUUCUCAGCACAUAUUACCCGCAACCUGGUCCCCGAAGUUCGAGUCGAAACAUCCACAUUCUAUGGAUCGCUUGACUGCCCCGAGGCUCAGUAUCCGGGACUUGACUAUUCCUAUGGUCCACACCGCAUGAGGCUCGGUCGUUUUCCAUGGCACCGAAGACUGUUCCGGGCGUUUGACGAGCUUGGUCUUACGGAGACUGAGAUCUCUUCCCUCUGCCGCUGGGAAGGCACCAAAUCGGCUCGCGAGCGUUACGAGAAGGAAGAGGGAGUCAAAGUCCGCGAUACUACGGCAGACAAUAUUCGACCCGCUUCUCCUUCUCCCCUCCCAUCGAUCGAGGUCCACUACGAGGAUGAGACGGAGGAGGAGGAGGAGGAUGAAUUCUUGCCAGAACCGGAAUACCCGGUGGUGACAUUCGAGACCGUGCGCUCUACCAGCAGCUUGAUCGAUGACCGGGGGAUCGAUUGCAUUGUGGAAGAGAAAGAGGAGGAAGAUUCAAGCGAUGACGAAAUGGAAAGCUGCGGAGUCGAGCUGAACCAUCGCCUCAUAGCGGCGACCGCAGCCCGCGAGCAGGGGGCAGACGUGUCACUGGACGAGGAUUGGGAGCAGUGGCUGAAGGAAGCCGGGGAGCGAGGGAGCUACACCGACGUGCUCAGUGCGAUCCGGAUGGGUCAGCCACUGGGUUAUCUAUACGAUACGUCUCCUCCAAUGCCGCCCGUCGGAAGGGUCGGCGGUCGAUCAUCUGCCUCACUUUCAGAGCCAUUCGUUCUCCCCACCCCGUCCAUGCUGUCCAGCCGGGGUAUCCAGCGUUAUGCUCAUUCGUCGUCACGGACAGCCCGAUAGAACGGCAGUCGACUGCGG
This is a messenger RNA of Aspergillus eucalypticola CBS 122712, 1117 nucleotides long. RefSeq lists its product as uncharacterized. Bases 185 to 1099 code for a protein of 304 amino acids. Lineage: Eukaryota; Fungi; Ascomycota; Eurotiomycetes; Eurotiales; Aspergillaceae. The transcript has a single exon. The record is from RefSeq and is a predicted model, not a curated record.